AUCAAGCAUUUAUAUAGUUGUUGAGUGUCUACCGUUUGAGGUAACAUACUUUGAACAUGAAGCUCCUAAUCUUGUUGCUGACUGUUUCAUGUGUCCUAAGCGCUCGAGUUGAAGAUGAUUACGUAGUAAACACGAGGAGAUUUCCGGCUGAUUUCAAGUUUGGCACAGCUUCUGCCGCCUACCAGAUUGAAGGUGGUUGGGAUGCGGAUGGCAAGGGAGAAAAUAUCUGGGAUCGAUCCACGCACCUCUAUCCAGAGAAAAAUGCCAAUGCUACUGGCGAUAUUGCCUCCGAUUCGUACCACAAAUGGGCUGAAGAUGUGGAACUGCUCAAAGGACUAGGAGUCAGCACUUACCGAUUUUCCAUUGCUUGGUCCCGGGUGCUUCCAAAUGGCUUUGCAAACGAACCGAACUUGGCCGGUGUGGAGUAUUACAAGAACCUGAUUGCUGCUCUAAAGGAAAAUGGUAUUGAGCCUUUAGUGACCAUGCACCAUUGGGAUCUGCCCACAGCCUUGGAAGAUCUAGGCGGGUUUAUUAAUCCAGAAAUACAGACGUGGUUUGUGGAUUAUGCCAGGUUUUUGUUCCAAACUUUUGGGGACGAUGUCAAGGAAUGGAUUACGUUUAAUGAGCCCAAGCAGACUUGCGAACAAGGGUAUGGCAUCGGGAUUUUAGCCCCCAACGUGGUGGAUCCAGGAGUAAAGAAUUAUCAAUGUGGACAUAAUUUGAUCAUCGCUCAUGGUAAAGCCUACAGGAUGUACGAUGAGGAAUUCAGGGAAACCCAAAACGGUAGAGUCACCAUGGUAGUAGACAGCAACUGGUUUGAACCUGCAUCGGACAGUGAGGAAGACAUCGAAGCUGCUGAACGCUACCUUCUUUUUACUUACGGUUGGUUUGCCCAUCCAAUCGUCUUCGGAGACUAUCCAGAUGUAAUGAAAGAGCGCAUUGCAAUGCGAUCAGAGCUGGAGGGAUUCAGUUCAUCCCGUUUGCCAUCUUUCACCGAAGAAGAACAGCAGAUCAUCAAAGGAACGGUGGAUUUCAUGACUGUUAAUAUCUACACUUCAUCAGUAGCCCAGGCUAUCCCUGAACCUGAGAUAGUUCAUCUACAACCAACCAGGGAUCUGGAUAUCGGAGUUAAUGUGUAUCAGCCAGAUGAUUGGGAGAAAACCAUCACAGAUUGGUUCAAGGUUGUGCCAUGGGGAGCGCGAAAGCUGGUGAAAUGGAUCAGCGACACUUAUGGACACCCGGAAAUUAUGGUAACUGAAAAUGGAUACCAUGAUGAUGGAACUGUUAUCCAUGAUUUAGAAACGCGUGGAAGAUACUACAAGCUCUACCUCAGCAACCUUCUGGACGCUCUAUACUUGGACGACGUCAAUCUCACUGGAUACAUGGCUUGGGCUCUAACUGAUGAUUUUGAGUGGCAGUACGGAUAUACAAUUCAACUUGGUUUGUACCAUGUCGAAUUUUCCGAUCCAGACAGGCCCAGAACUGCAAAGGAUUCUUCGGCUUAUUACCGACAAGUCGUCACUACCAGGUGCUUGGUUGAUGAAUGCACUGACUAAUUUGAAAAUUCCGUGUCUGAUUGAUGUAGAAUUGAAUUAGAAAUCAACAAAAAGUGUUCUUUUU
This is a messenger RNA of Dendroctonus ponderosae (mountain pine beetle), 1620 nucleotides long. Its product is annotated as myrosinase 1. NCBI's taxonomy places the organism in Eukaryota, Metazoa, Arthropoda, Insecta, Coleoptera, Curculionidae. The coding region runs from base 57 to 1556 and encodes 499 amino acids. The transcript is spliced from 10 exons. Gene Ontology annotation, molecular function: beta-glucosidase activity. The record is from RefSeq and is a predicted model, not a curated record. Gene Ontology annotation, biological process: carbohydrate metabolic process.